This is a messenger RNA of Dermatophagoides farinae (American house dust mite), 1368 nucleotides long. RefSeq lists its product as uncharacterized. The record is from RefSeq and is a predicted model, not a curated record. NCBI's taxonomy places the organism in Eukaryota, Metazoa, Arthropoda, Arachnida, Sarcoptiformes, Pyroglyphidae. Gene Ontology annotation, molecular function: protein binding.
UCAUCAUCAUCAUCAUCUUCACCAGAAUGCUGGAUUUUAGCCAAGAAAAAGAAUAAAUAAGAAUAAAAAAAAAGUGAAAUUCGUUCAUCAAUUCCAUCUUUUUAUAUUCAUUUUUUGUUUGUGUGUGUUUGUGCGGUGAAUUCGAAUCUUUUGCUAUUUUUGUGUGUGUGUGUGUCCCAUUCGUCUAUAACAUAACAUCUUUUUUUUUUAUUGACAUAUAAAAUGUUUUAUUCAUAUAAAGAUAGAUUUCACAACUGAACGAAAGAAAAUCAUCAUUUUUUUUGUUGUUGUCUUUGCCCAUUAAAACCACAUUAUUCGGGCAAAAAAGUGGAUUCAAUUCAUCACCAUUCAAUUAUUGCUUUUAGUGCUUAGCUAAUUUCAAAUUCAAAUUCAUCUGUAUUUGCAACUCAUUUGCCAUAGUCAUCGUUAUCGGUUGUCGAUUCUUUGAUUUUCAUUGUUUUCUUCAAGAAGAUAAUUUUCUAUAUACGAAUCCAUUCAACAACAACAACAAAAAAAUGUACGACCAAAAUAUUCAAUUGACAAUCCGUAAUAUGGAAAAUAUCCGCAUUAAAAAAUUUGUAAAUAUCAUCACAUUAUCGAUGCAUGUUGUUGUUAUUUUAAUCAUAAAUUCUAUACUUUUAUCAUCAAUAGAUGCGGUAAAAAUUUCGAAUUUAAUACCACAUUAUUGUGAUCAAAAUAUCGAUACCAAACCAAUAAACAAUGUGAAUGAACAUUAUCAACAUCAUACUAUAGAAUUGAAUUUAACCGAACCAAAAUGGACAUCAUUUUUAAAUCUUGGUGCAUCAAUUUUACAAGGUGUCGAUGUACCAGACAAUUAUCAAUGUCAAUUAAUUGUAUCUAGUCCAGCCAAUACUGGCCUGAUAUUAACAUUUCGUAAAGCAUUAUUAAAUGAACAAGAUGUUAUUACAUUUCGUUCCGGUAGUAAUCCACGACAACAAGUUUGGAAUAAUGAAACACGUGAAGGAUCCCGAUAUAAAGAAGUAUUAACAUUAGUUGAUCGUAGUAAUCCUAGUGCUAUUAUUAUUAAAUAUGAACCAGCUGCAGGUGUUUCACCAUUUGACGCUGGUUUCGAUUUGGCUAUUACACUUUAUCAAGAAAAAGAUAUUCAUUGUGGUGACAAUUAUGAUUGUAAUAAUGGACGUUGUAUUGAACCAUCAUUACAAUGUGAUGGCUAUAAUAAUUGUGGUAAUGAUCUUGAUGAAUAUAAUUGUCCUGGACAGCUUAGCUGGUGGAUGGUCGGCAUGCUUAUACCGAUUGCCAUUAUUGUUGUUGUAUUGGCCAUAUUUGUAUGGAUACGAAUGUCUAAAGGUUGAAAAAAUUCAUACAUGAUCUGUAAAACAAUUUAUC